Molecule: messenger RNA, 440 nt
Organism: Funneliformis mosseae
Lineage: Eukaryota; Fungi; Glomeromycota; Glomeromycetes; Glomerales; Glomeraceae
Source: the annotation of a GenBank genome assembly
AAGAUGUUGAAGUAAAGGAUUUGUUCACGGACGAUGAAUGGAAUGAAAUGAUCGAGGAUUACGUGAAUAACGUUAAUUUAAGCGAUUUGGACGUCAAACAGGAGGAACCUAUCUAUGAAAUAAUGGACAAGAUAACAGAGAAAUUGAAGAAGGAACCAUCCGAUUUAAUAACUGAAAUUGAAAAUUGUGUAAUUGAAGAUAAUACGAAAGUAAAUGCAAUUCGGCGCCUGAUUCAGACAUACGCCUACAAUCUACAACGCUUACGCUUGCCAAUGUCCGAAACUGCAUUUGGUAGCGGUUUCACAAGUAUGAUGACCAAAGGGGUACUUACCUUUGACAAUAUUUAUCACUACGAAGAAGGAGAGAUUCAAUCUCUCGCCUCAUCAGUAAUUUCCAACAUGAAAACUAAACCUACCGAUAGAAGCUUGAUCGGACAGAAG